Molecule: messenger RNA, 3152 nt
Organism: Phyllostomus hastatus (greater spear-nosed bat)
Lineage: Eukaryota; Metazoa; Chordata; Mammalia; Chiroptera; Phyllostomidae
Gene: DAO
Product: D-amino acid oxidase
Exons: 11
Coding region: 160-1203 (347 amino acids)
Molecular function (GO): FAD binding; D-amino-acid oxidase activity
Source: RefSeq, a predicted model, not a curated record
AGAACUCCAGACUUUGACCCUGAGCUCCAGUCCCGGCUGGCAGGCAGAGGGCUGAGGACAGGACGCCCCAGAACCAGCAGCCUGCCCUCGGGAGAUAGGACACUGCACCCACAGCAGCUGCCUCUUUUCUCCAGAAGUUUGGCGUAUCAGGCUGGCACGAUGCGCGUGGUCGUGAUCGGAGCAGGCGUCGUUGGGCUGUCCACCGCGCUCUGCAUCCACGAGCGCUACCACUCAGUGCUGCCGUCGCUGGACGUGAAGAUCUAUGCAGACCGCUUCACGCCGCUCACCACCACCGACGUGGCUGCCGGCCUGUGGCAGCCCUACCUCUCCGACCCCAGCAACCCACAGGAGGUGCACUGGAACCAGCAGACCUUCGACUAUCUCCUGAGCCACAUCCACUCUCCCAAGGCUGUGCGCAUGGGCCUGGCCCCAGUCUCAGGCUACAACCUCUUCCAUGAAGCUGUUCCGGACCCUUUCUGGAAGGACAUAGUUCUGGGAUUUCGGAGACUGACCCCCAGAGAGCUGGACAUGUUCCCUAAUUACAGCUACGGCUGGUUCAGCACAAACCUCAUUCUGGAGGGGAGGACGUACCUGCAGUGGCUGACAGAAAGGUUGACUGAGAGGGGAGUGAAGUUCUUCCAGCGGAAGGUGGAGUCUUUUGAGGAGGUGGCAAGAGGAGGCGCUGAUGUGAUUAUCAACUGCACUGGCGUGUGGGCCGGGGCGCUGCAACCAGACCCCCUGCUGCAGCCAGGCCGGGGGCAGAUCAUUAAGGUGGACGCUCCUUGGGUGAAGCACUUCAUCCUCACCCACGACCCAGACAGCGGCAUCUACAAGUCCCCGUACAUCAUCCCAGGGAUCCAGGCAUUGACUCUCGGAGGCAUCUUCGAGCUGGGGAACUGGAGCGAGGCCAACAGUCUUCAAGACCACAACACCAUCUGGGAAGGCUGCUGCAGACUGGAGCCCACACUGAAGGACGCCAGAAUCGUUGCUGAAUGCACUGGCUGCCGGCCAGUGCGCCCCCAGAUCCGGCUAGAGCGAGAACGGCUUCGCUUCGGAUCUGCAAACACAGAGGUCAUUCACAACUAUGGCCACGGAGGCUACGGGCUCACCAUCCACUGGGGCUGCGCCCUGGAGGCGGCCAAGCUCUUUGGGAAGGUCCUAGAAGAGAGGAAGUUGCUCACGAUGCCACCAUCUCACCUCUGAAGAUGCCAGCGACCACCUCCCCUACCCAAGGAUUCCUCAGCCAACUAAUCAACGUGCUCCUCUCUAAGCCAUCAUCUACCCCCCACCCCACCCCUCCCUGGCUCCCGUCCACAAGAAGCCCGAGGUGAGGGGGAACCACAAGGUCAGUUCCUGGAGGUCUUCGUGCAUCUGGGAUCAGCGAUACCCUGCGCGCUGUGAAGGGGUCUCCAUUGGUCUGUGCCAUUACUGUUCCCUCCUGUGUUGUUUCACCUGAUGGGUUCUUCUUGAAGUAUCUGCCAUGAUUUUGGCCAGCCCUAAGCUAAGUAGGGAGAGAGCUAAGGUCUAAGUUAGCAUUCUAAUAAUAGUAAUAAUGAUGAUGAUGAUGAUGAUGAUGAUGAUGAUGAUGAUGAUAGUCCCUGUCUUGAUGGUUUGACUUACGAUUUUUCAAUUUUACAAUGUUGCAAAAGCAACCAACACACAUGAUAUUAUAUGAGAUGUUCGACGCUAUUAUAAAAUAGCCAUUGUGUUAGAUGGUUUUGCUCUAUUGUAGGCCAACAGAGCUGUUCGGAGCAUGUUUAAGGCAGGCUACGCCUCGCUGUGAUGUUCAGUAGACUGGACGUAUUCAGUGUGUUCUCGGGUUAUGAUAUUUUCAACUUAUGCUGGGUUUAUUGGGACAUAACCCUCCCCCCGUAAGUCAAGGAGCAUCUGUAAUUAGUAAUUAUGAUUAUUAUUAUAACUGAAAGUUGUUGCACUCUAACAGGUACCAGGCUCUGCCUGUGCUACACUCUUGCACACAUCACUCAUUUAAUGCUCACAACCCCUCCGCCGCCCAUGGAAGAGCUAUUAUUCCCAUUUCACAGGCGAGCAGACCGAGGCACAGAGAGGCCCUGGGAGGUCAGCACCAGGAAAGCCACAGAAUGGAGACUCGGGGCCAGAACCGAGAGGAUCUCAGUGCCUCACUUUCGACCCCCACGCAGCACUGAUCCAGGGUGGGGUGGGGGGGGGUAGAGAGCCAACCACGGGACUGCUUUCCCGACUCUCUCCACCAACACGCUGGGAAGGAACGAGCCCCUCCCUCGUCACAGCUGAGACCAGGAGACUCGCAAGGCACACCGGUGGGGUGGGGAGCAUUUCCCAGGGCUGCGAGUGGAACACAACAUUUGAUUUUUUAAAAAUAAAAGUUCUAUCUUCACCCAACCUAAAAAUUCCCCAGGGAGAGCGACCCCUACUGGUCAAGGUUAGUUAUCAUCGGCACCCCUAGAGGACUCAGGACCCAGUUCACUCAUGCAAAUGGCUGGGGCUAGUCAAGUUCACAUUCAGACCUAGAGGGACCCUCCCGUUCUUUUUGUGAGUGGUAAGGACCUCUUUGCGAUGUGGCUCCCUAACCUGCCCUGAAGGCCAUCUGCCAGCGUGUGUUUAAGGAAUUCUUGACAGCCUGAUGAAUUUAGGGAAGAUUAUUUCUUCAUUGGAUUGUCUUGGCACUUCGGUCAAUUGAUCAUAAAUGCAUGGGUUAAUUUUUGGACUCGCGAUCCUAUUCAUCUACAUGCUAUCUGCGUGUAGCACCUCUGUCUUAGUUACUGUGGCUGUGGAGUAAGUUUUAAAAUCAGCAACGGUGAGUUCUCCAACUUCACUCUUCUUUUUUGAUGUUAUACAUGGUUGUUUGUUUUUGGGUUUUUUUUUUCUUUUUUUGCAAAUCUGGGCCUUUCGCAUUUCCAUAUGAAUUUGACAAUCAGUUUGCCAAUUUCUGCAUGAAACGUUUGCUGGGAUUUUAAUAGGGAUUGCUCUGAAUUUAUAGAUCAGUUUGGGGAGUAUUGAUUGAUUGUGUAACAGUUUUAAGUCUGCUGACCCAUGAUCCUGGAAUGUCUCUCCAUUUAUUUAGACCUCCAGUUCCUUUCAGCACUGUUUUGUACUCUGUGAAAAUCUUACUCCCCUUCUGUUAAAUUCAUUCCUAAGCGUUUUAUUCUUUCUGA